CGCUCGCUCGCCGGCUCCCUCGCUCUCCUCCGGGCCGGGGCAGCGGGCUCGGUCCCGGGGCUGGUGCGCUCCCCACCGUCCUCCGGCCCGGGACUCCGGGUCCCCGCAGGCGGCCGCGCAAGAUGAAGCUGGCUCUCCUCCUGCCCUGGGCGUGCUGCUGCCUCUGCGGGUCGGCGCUGGCCACCGGCUUUCUCUACCCCUUUCCGGCCGCAGCCCUGCAGCAGCACGGCUACCCCGAGCCGGGCGCCGGCUCCCCGGGCAGCGGCUACGGGGGCCGCCGGCACUGGUGCCAUCACACGGUAACACGGACGGUGUCCUGCCAGGUGCAGAACGGCUCGGAGACAGUGGUCCAGCGUGUGUACCAGAGCUGCCGGUGGCCCGGGCCCUGUGCCAACCUUGUGAGUUACAGGACUCUGAUCAGACCCACAUACAGAGUGUCCUACCGAACGGUGACGGCGCUGGAGUGGAGGUGCUGCCCUGGCUUUACUGGGAGCAACUGUGAUGAGGAAUGCAUGAACUGUACUCGGCUCAGCGACAUGAGUGAGCGACUGAUUACGCUGGAAGCCAAGGUUCUCCUGCUGGAAGCAGCAGAGCGGCCCUCAAGCCCGGACAAUGACCUGCCGGCCCCCCAGAGCACCCCACCACCCUGGAAUGAGGACUUCCUCCCUGACGCUAUCCCUCUUGCCCACCCAGAGCCCCGAAGAAGGCCCACAGGCCCAGCUGGGCCCCCGGGGCAGACAGGACCACCAGGGCCUGCAGGCCCCCCAGGCUCCAAAGGUGACCGGGGCCAGGCAGGAGAGAAAGGCCCAGCAGGGCCUCCUGGCCUCUUGGGGCCACCAGGGCCCCGCGGGCUUCCUGGAGAGAUGGGGCGCCCUGGACCCCCUGGUCCCCCCGGCCCAGCAGGCAGCCCGGGUCUCCCUCAAAAUGGCCCCCAAGGCGUUCUCUACUCUCUGCAGCCACCUACCGACAAGGACAAUGGAGACUCACAGCUGGCUUCUGCGGCCGUGGACACGGUACUGGCCGGUGUCCCAGGACCCCGGGGUCCCCCUGGCCCUCCAGGUCCCCCAGGACCACAUGGUCCCCCAGGACCCCCAGGUGCACCUGGAUCCCAGGGCCUGGCUGGAGAGCGGGGCAUGACAGGCCCAUCUGGCGAGCCGGGCAGGAGGGGGGAAGAGGAGGAGAGAGCUGCCGCAGAGGGUGAGGGGGUGCAGCAGUUGCGGGAGGCCCUGAAGAUCCUGGCAGAGAGGGUCCUCAUCCUGGAGCACAUGAUUGGGAUCCACGAUCCCCUGGCCUCCCCUGAGGGGGGCUCCGGCCAGGAUGCUGCCCUGAGAGCCAACCUCAAGAUGAAGCGUGGUGGCGCACCACCCGAUGGCUCCCUCGCUGCCCUGCUUGGCCCCAAUCCUAUGCAGAAGAGCACUGGCCGGGCCAGCAGCGGAAAGUAAGGGCCCAACUCUCCAGGGCAAGCCCAGCCCACCAGAGACCCAGCCCUGAAGCCUGUGUGGCCAUUGGAUCCUGAAGGCACCCCUAAUGGGACUGGGUUCCAGGCAUGGAUACUCAUGAGGAACAUUGCUCCCAGGGCUUGGGGGCCUUGGAGAUGGAUGGCACCUCCAGGGGCAGGGUCCAGAGGGCCCAGCACCCUUGGUAGAGCCCUGCUCUUAUUCCUGCCUUCCCCCACCUCCCACCCCCUGCAAGAAACAGAGUCUGGGUGGGCCAGGCAGGAUUUGAGAAUAAUCAUAAUACUUACCAUAAUACUUACUGAGUUCCUGUGACGUUUGGGCCUGUCCAAGGAGCUCUCCCUACAUUGUCUCAUUUAACCCUUAGGAGGUAGGCUUGUUAUCCCCACUUUACAUGGGGAACAGAGGCUUGGAGAGGACAAAUAACCUGCAAAGCCACCAGGCCGUGGAAGACUGGGGCUGGAUUUGGACCUAGGCCUCUCAGUUCCUGAACUCUCUACUUCGCCAUCUUCCCCUCUUCACGGGAAACUCAGACAGGGCGAGCACAAGACUAUGGGGAGGCUGGACUGGACAGUGGGAAGGAGGGCAGGGCCCUGGGUCUCCUUCCUCAAUUCCAAUAAAUCCAUGGCAGUCACAUGGGCCUGGGGAUUGAGAAAGGAGCAUUGGGAGUGCAGGAGUCCUCAAACCAAACUGGAUAGCCCACUGAUGCCUCCCAGUCUCUCUGAGCCCACCCCCACCAGGGCCCUCCUCUGAACCAGAGGAGGGGGGAUUUAAUGGGAACAUGCACCCCCAAGGGGCAUUCCUGGCAGCCCUGCCUUCUCCCAGUCUUUCUGGGAUCUGUAGGAUUGGCCACUUCUGCAUUACAUGACAGGUCUAAUGUCUCCUUGAUGAAGUGGAGGAAGGAGUCCCAGGCCUGCUGGGGAGAGAUGUGCCUUCCCUCAGGGCAGUGCGCCCAAGCAGCUUCACAACAGACCCCAGGUGCCCCAGACAGAGCAGCUCAGACCACAGCCCUCAGAGUUAUUCAAGGCCUCAAAGGCCACGGGUCCCCUGUGACCCUGGCCACCCUGGUGCUCCUCUCUCACUGGGCCAGGACCCACACUCAAGUGAGGGCAGCAGACUCAGAUUCACAGGUGCUGGCGCCACCCCGAGCAUGUCCCCCCUCGCAGCAGGAGCGAUGGCCCCCAGUGCUCCAGGUGCUCCUGGGAGGCUGCGGCCUGCUCCUCACCCUGGUAACCUCUUUUGCCUCAAGGCUCUGACUGCCCCUCUUGAGGCAGAACUGUCCCUGAGGUUAAGGUGCGGCCUCCCACAGGCCUGUCUCCGUGGAGGGGGGUCAGAGGCCGGCAGGAAGCCUGUGACGCUCUGAUAAUAAAGGUGCUCUUCCCACUGA
Molecule: messenger RNA, 2841 nt
Organism: Miniopterus natalensis
Lineage: Eukaryota; Metazoa; Chordata; Mammalia; Chiroptera; Miniopteridae
Source: RefSeq, a predicted model, not a curated record